Trichoderma gamsii is the source of this 2007-nucleotide messenger RNA. RefSeq lists its product as hypothetical. The transcript has 2 exons. Gene Ontology annotation, cellular component: mitochondrial outer membrane. Bases 1 to 2007 code for a protein of 668 amino acids. NCBI's taxonomy places the organism in Eukaryota, Fungi, Ascomycota, Sordariomycetes, Hypocreales, Hypocreaceae. The record is from RefSeq and is a predicted model, not a curated record.
AUGUCGUUGGUGGCAGACCAGGUGCGUCGCCUGGAUGCGUACCUCGACCGCCUCCCUGUCCUGUCCGAGGAGGCAUCUGAAGAUGGAGCUUCCGAAGCUGGCCACGCUUUCGCCACCGCAGAGGUGCUGGACGCUCCACGACUAGACCGUUUGCUGCACAUUAUUCGCUCGCUGAGCACCACCUCGUCUUCGGAACCGUUACUCAACAUCCAACGUGUGAAAAUCCUGCUCAACGAAUCUGGUAUUGCUACGAUUGCAGAUAACAUCCAUGGCGCUGCGUCGGAAGCUCACGCACGAACCAAGACGCCGUACGAGAACGAGAUCGAGUGGCUCUUAGUCUCCAAAGCAACAGUCCAGGUCUAUGGAGCUAUCCUCAACUCCUUGGUCGACCGCAUCGUCCCUCUUAGCGAUGAUAUGUGGUACUGGGAUGGGGUCUUGAGCUCCUACAGCUACAGUAGUAUAUAUACGGUGCAGACAUCUCCCCUACGGUUGUGGGCUUGGUCGCUUGAUAUAUAUCAGGCUAGUCAGUCACGGCUACGCUCUUUGUCUGCAGCAGACGCUUCGGCCGAGCUUGUCCAAUCUACAAGAUCCACACUAUCACAACCAUGGAGCAGGUUUUACGGUGUUGUUCGCGAAAGUAUCCGAGAGCACUCGUUUGCUAACAUUCAGCGAAAGGUGCUUUCACCUGUCGCUUUAUGUCGAGCCGAGGCCCGCCGGAAACAGGCCCAUCUACGGAAGCUAAGGGAAAUGACGGCCAGCGGUCUUGGAGUGCUCAUGGACGAAGGACUUCAGCUUGGCCAUGACGAUGAGAGAGCUGGAGUGCAGGAUCAUGAAGACCUCAAGGGCGUAGUCGAGCGAAGCGUAGCACUGAUGGACAUGGUCCUCAAGGAAGCAAGCAGUCUUGACAUCAACAUUCCUGACUUUGAAGAAAAAGUGUUUGCAGGCGUCGAAGAAGACGCAGAGUUGUCUGUUCACGUUGAGGAAGACAUGACUCAAUAUCGUCCAAGCACAUUGGCCCGCCGUCUGCUUCAAAUCAUUGACAAGACGCUUCCUCAACAUAUUGACGCUAUGCAGCUUCUCGCAAAUGAAAAUGGCCCACCCCCAGCUAUUGUGCGAUACUGGCUACCCGCUCUUAUUGGUAUCACCUCAUCUACAACCAUCCUCAGGAUUCUGGUCAAUCGCAAGGCAGACAUCAUAGACUGGAUUGCGGGUUUCGGCAGUACAUUGCGGGAUUUCUGGCUUAACUGGGUUAUUCAACCGACUGAAAAAGUCAUCAAGACUAUACGGCACGACGAAACCAGCGAGAUUGCAAUCAUGAGCAGGGACAGCCUCAAAGCUGACCGCGAGAGCCUGGAGCGAAUGGUUGUAGAUUUUGCCACUGAAAGACCCCAUUACGCUGUUGGCACCUCAUCUAUCACUGACGCCCAAAUUGCCGAAAUCCGCACCAAGGUAGCUGAGGGUGAUGUAACCCCAGUUUUAAAAGCAUAUGAACAAGAACUCAGAAAGCCUUUUGUUGGUGCUCUUCGGGGCGACCUUGUUCGGUCUCUCCUGAUCCAAGUUCAAAAGACAAAGGUUGAUCUGGAGGUUGCCAUGACGGGCAUUGACUCGCUCUUGAAGAGCCAGGAGCUGGUCUUUGGCUUUGUCGGUUUAACUCCUGGUGUAUUUGUUUCGGUUGGCGUCUUUCAGUACCUCCGCAGCAUCUUUGGCAGCCGAUCUGGUCGGCGCCACAGCAAAACUUCUGGCAAGGCAAUUCGUAUUCUUCGAAACAUUGACCGCAUUCUCUCUGAGGCGCGGCCCACGGAGAACAACGUCCUGUCGUACAAGGAUCACGGUCUCCUGUUGUGCGAGGUUCAUGUGCUUCGUAAUUUGGCUGGCAGUUUGAUGCCGGAUAACCUGCAGAAAGAGUUUUUGGAGGACUUGGAUGACUUGGCGAAUGUCAAGGGCGUGCACAUUCAAGCAAAGGCUUUGGAGAGAAUUCGCUGGGCGUAUGCCAGAUGGAUUAGGUAG